Messenger RNA from Plasmodium gaboni, 5174 nucleotides. RefSeq names its product putative kinesin-7. Lineage: Eukaryota; Apicomplexa; Aconoidasida; Haemosporida; Plasmodiidae. Gene Ontology annotation, biological process: microtubule-based movement. The record is from RefSeq and is a predicted model, not a curated record. Gene Ontology annotation, molecular function: microtubule binding; microtubule motor activity; ATP binding. The transcript has a single exon. The annotation marks the transcript as partial.
UUGGAAAUGAUGAGGUUUACAAGCAUUUAGCACGAGAUAUUAUAUUGGAUACAUUUAAAGGAAUUAAUGGUUGUAUUUUGGCGUAUGGACAAACCGGAUCAGGAAAAACGCACAGUGUCAUGGGUAUUCCAGAUGAUCCAGGUAUGUUACCAAGAUCGCUAGCUGAAUUUUUUAAUGGUAUUGAAAAUCCAUCUUCAUUAAACGAAAACAAUAUAAGCAUUGGUGAUGAUGAUAGACACUCCAAUGAGAGUAACAAUAAUAAUGAUAAUAAUAAUGAUAAUAAUACGAAGGAGUUUUUAAUGAGUGUGACUUAUUUGGAAGUAUAUAUGGAACGAGUAAAUGAUUUACUACAAGAAGGCUAUAGAGGUGGAGCUAUGGAAAAUUUAGAUGUUAAGGAAGACCCCAAGAGAGGAUUUGUUGUUAUAGGUAUUCAAGAAGAAACUGUAACUUCUAUAGAUGAAGUUAUGCUUCUAGUAGCAAAAGCAGAACAAAGAAGACAUAUAGCACAAACAAAUUUUAAUGAAACAUCAUCCAGAUCGCACACAAUAUUUACAGUUAUAUUAGAAUCGAAUCAAGUAUUAAAUGAUGGAACCUCUAUUAAUAAAAAAGGAGAAUUAAAAAUUGUAGAUUUGGCUGGUAAUGAAAGAGCAGGAAGAGCCGCUGAAGGGAUAGAAAAUUCCAAAACUCUUAUGGAAGAAGGAAAAGCAAUAAAUAAGAGUUUAUUUGUGUUAAGUGAAGUUAUAUCAAAACUAUCUAAAAGAGCUCAAACUAUAACAACAGGUGAUGAGAAAAAAAUUAAAAGAAUUCAAGAAGAUUUGGUUUUCAUUCCAUGGAGAGAUUCAAAAUUAACACGAAUUUUGAGUAAAAGUUUAGGAGGAAAUUGUCGUGCAUCUGUUAUCGUUGCUGUCCAUCCGUCUCAUUUCUAUUUGGAUACGUCAUUUUCUACACUUCGUUUUGCUUUAAAAUGUAAAACAAUAAAAAAGAAAAUCGAAGUGAAUUAUUUAUCAGCUGAGCAAUCUGUUAUUAUGCAACAGAAAGAAUUAAUAGCAAAGUUACAAAAUCAAUUGAAACAUUUAGCAACAACUAAAAAUGUAGAUAUGCAACUUAGUGGAGGAAGAGAUAAUAAAUAUUCAACAAAUCGGAAACCAGAAGAUGAUGAAAAAAUAUUAGCAUUAAAACAUGAAUUAGAAGAAAAAGUAAAGAAAUUUCAAAAUUUUAUAUUAAAAUCAGAAUUUCAUGUUAAUUCUAGUAAUUAUAGGACUCUUCAUUCAAUUGAUGAACAUACAGAAAAGUCCUUAAAAUAUUCCAUGUCUAUUUCAAAUAAUAUGAAAAAUGAAUAUAAUUGGUUAAGAUCUUUAGAUACUAAUGAAUAUGAUACCAAGUGGGAUGGCUUCGAUAAAUAUGAUGAUCAGAAUGCAAAGGAGAAAUUUAAUAUAUCUAAAGCUAUGGAUUAUUUAAAAAAUAAGUCACCAUAUAAAUUGAAUUCCUCCGAAAUGAGUGAUAUAUUAUCAACUGGUUCUCAGAAGGACGAUUCUAUUUCAUUGAAUUAUUAUAACGAGUUGGAUGAAUUAGAAAAACUGGAAAAAAAUGAAUUAAUGAAAAGAGAAAAAAAAAGGAAAGAAAACAACAAAGAAAAGGAUCGAGAUAGAGAUAAAGAAAAAGAUAAAGAAAAAAUGGAUGCAAAGAGUGUUGUUUCUAAUAAGGUCUAUGAUGAUAUAAGUAAAUUAAAUAUUUUAGAAAGUAAUAAUUUUAAUGAAAAUAAAGAUAAGUUUCAUUUGAAAAGGAAAGAAACUAAGAAGAAACAAAAAAUGCAGAAAAGGAUUAAUAAUAUGAUGGAUUAUAUGACAAAGGGCACUUUGUUAUUUAAGAAAAGUAAAAAGUUGAAGAAUAAAAAUAAAAAAAAAAAAUUAAAAAACAAUAAUAUAAAUUAUGAUAAUAUAAAUGAUGAUAAUAUAAAUGAUGAUAAUAUAAAUGAUGAUAAUAUUAAUGAUGAUAAUAUAAAUGAUGAUAAUAUAAAUGAUGAUAAUAUAAAUGAUGAUAAUAUAAAUGAUGAUAAUAUAAAUGAUGAUAAUAUUAAUGAUGAUAAUAUUAAUGAUGAUAAUAUAAAUGAUGAUAAUAAUAAUAAUAUGGACCAUACCUUUAAUACAAAAAAGAUGAGAAAGAAAAAUAAAAAGAAAAGAGGUCAAAUAAAUAAAAUACAACAAAUUUGUAAAGAUAAAAACUUAUAUGAAACUUCAUCUAUUAUACAGAAUGAAAUUGAAGAAGAUAGAGUGAAAAAUAUUUUAAAAGAAAAAGGUGAAUCUGCAUUUCAAUCUUUUGAUAAUAAUAUAAAUGACACUAAUAAUGGACUUAUCAAAUCCAUUUCCUCUUCUGUAAAAUUUGUUUCUUCAAAAGAAAGAUAUAAUAAUAACCAAAAAAGAAAAUCUAUCAUAUCCAAUUUGAAGGAAAAGAUAGAAGAGGAUUUAAAGAAGAAAAAAAAAAUUAUUAAUAGAAAUGUGGAACUUAAUAAACAAAUAAAGUUUAUAAUGAAGCUUAUGCAAAAGCUUGGACUUAGUCCUAUAUUAACAGGAACAGUUCCACCAGGACGAAAUAUAGAAAAUGUUUUAAAAUUACAGGAAAAUUUAAAAGAUGACUUAAGACUUACAGAAUAUAAUAAAAAAUCAACAAAUAUAUUGGGAAUAAAUAAAAGUAUUUAUAAUGAAAAUAAUAAUGGGAAUGAAAUAGUUGAUGGUUAUGAAACAAAAAAUGAUAAUGUGGAGAAUACAUUACUAAAUAGUACAUUAGAUGAGAAUGAAAAUGACACCGAAUAUAAUGAAACUAUAUCACAUGUGUUUAUAAAUGAAAUGUUUUUUUCGUUUGUAUUAAAAAUACAGCAGAAGUAUAAUAACAACAAGGGUGAUUCAUUAAAUGAUAUAGAAGAAAUAUUAAAGAAUGAAGAAAAUCCAUACGAUAUAUCUAAAAAGGCUCUGGAGGAAAUCUUAGGUUGUUCUAUAGCGAAUAAAGUAAGUGAUAUAGAAGAAAAAAAUUGUAUGAGUAAACAAAUAAAAGAUGAAAAAAAUAAGAAAACAAUUGAUUCGAUUUUAAAUAUGUUAACACCUUGGGAACAAAAAAUAUUGGCCCUUUUAUAUGAACAGCAAAAAAUGAGACAGAAUGUACAGAAAAUUAAGGAGAAGUUUUCACAACGUAUUCAGAAUAUAAAUAUCUUUAUCAAAAAAAUAUUAAUUGACAAAAUUGAGGUUGAAAAGCAUUUGAAUAGAGUAUUAAAAGCAACAGAGAAUUAUAAAGAGGACUUAUUAAAAACUUCUGAUGUAGAUUCGAAUUUCAAAUUUGCUGGAUUAAUGAAAAAGUUAGAGGAAUUAUCCAUAUCUUUGGCUGAAAAAAAUAGAGAUUUUAACGUAUUGGCAGAGUUCCAUUUGAAUCUGAGGAAAACCCUUGAACAUAAGGAUAAUUUAAUUAAGGAGUUGCAGGAGGAAAAUAAAUUAUUUUAUUUAGUUCCUAGGUAUAAUGAACUGUUGCAGCAGUUGGAUGAAACUGAGGAGAUUGUUACUAUUGAAGAUGAGAAAGGAGGGAAUAUUUCGCAUGAGGAAAUAGUAAAUAGGGUUCCUAUGAGUGAUAAUAAUAAUAAUAAAUGUGAUGGUAAUAAUAAAUGUGAUAAUAAUAAUAAAUGUGAUAAUAAUAAUAAAUGUGAUGGUAAUAAUAAAUGUGAUGAUAAUAUAUAUGAUGGUCCUAUUACAAAGAAUAAGUAUGUGAAGAUAGCAACAAAGGAGUUAAAAAAAGAAUUCCUCUUAAUGUAUGGUAGAUUAAUGUUUUCAAGAAAGAAACUACAGGAAAAGGAAGUUAUUGAACAUGAUAUGAGAAAUUUAAAUAAAAAGAUUUACACAGAAUUAGUAGAAUCCAUAUCUGUUAUAAAAAAUUUAGAGUCUCAAAAUAAAUUCUUAGAAUUUAAAUUGAAUAUGGAAAAUAAAAAAAAGUUGGAGAAAAUUAAAAAAGUAGUAAAGGAAAAGGAAAAAUUAAAUAAAUUUAUACACGAAAUAGAAAAAAGGUUACAAAAUGAAAAUAUAAAUUUUGAGGAUCUCAAAAAAGAAAUUCUUCUUAAUAAUAAUAUAUCAGAAAAUAAUUUAGAAAGUCAAGAUGAUGAAAAUGAAAAGAAAGAUUUUAUAGAAAAAUUAGAAAAUGAGGGAAACAAUAAAAACAAAAAAAAAGGAAAAAAAAAUAUUAACAAAAUAAAAAAAAUGAAUAUAAAGAAAAAAAAAGAGGAAAAUGAAGGAAGCAAGAAAACCAAAAAUUAUAUGAAAGAGAAAAGAGUAAACAAAAAUGGAAAUAAUCAAAAUGAAGAUGAUCAUAAUGAUGAGGAAACGAUUGAUGAGGAGAAAGUAAAUAAUAAUGACGAUACUGAAAAUAAUAAAAUAUAUUAUGAUCAAAAUAAUAGUUUCGUUAAGGAACAAAAUUAUAAGAACAAGGAAUAUAAAAUUAAUAAUGACUAUAAAUUUAACAAGGGUUUGAAAAAUAAUGUAUUAAAUCCAAAAAUUCAUUCAAAUCUUAAAAAAAAGAACAAGAUCAAAAUAAAAAAAAAAAAUAUAUCAGAAGAAAAAAUAAAAUUGAACAGAUUAUAUGAAGAUAACCAUAGUGGAUUAUUUGUAGGUAAAACAAACAAAUAUGAAAUAGAUGAAAAAAAAAAAAAAAAAAAAAUUAUAACAAAUAAGAUAGGUACGAAGAAUAUACAACCAGUCGAUGGAUAUAUUGGGAAACAUAUGAUGAGUGAUAAGUAUUUAUCAAGUAAUAGUAUAAUUAACCAAAAAUUAAUGAAAACCAAAAGGAGAAUAAAAAAUAAAAAAUAUAUACAAAGUCUUGAAGUGGAAACAAAGAGUUUUCUCGAUUCCAUAAGGUCUAGAAAUAGUGUCAUGAAGAAGAAGAGCAAUAACAACAAGAACAAGAAAAAAGAAAAAAAAAAAAAAAAAAUAUCACAUAAAGGAAAGACAAAGAGUAAUGUAGAAAAAAAUGAACCAUAUGAAGAAAAUCAGCAUAAAGGAAAUAAUAAUGAAGAAGAAAAGGAAAAAGAAAUAUGGGAAGAUCAAAAAUAUAAUUCUUCCUCAACUGAUUUUGAAAAUAAUGAAGUUCGUCAAAUGUUAGAUGUGGAAAUUGAAAAAAAAAAAAGUAAUCAAAUGUUACAUUAA